CAUUUGAGUGAGGCACACAGUCUCUUGGAGACAGAUCUUUGUGGCGCAUACAGGUGCGCACAUUUGACGAUGGGAGUGUCACUUUUGGCUCUGCUGCUGCUGUGCGCAGUCUGCCGGGCAACCAACAAAACUGUGAGGGAGCAUUUCAUUGCAGCUGUGGAAAUCGGCUGGGACUAUGUCAGCGUUGGAGAUGGUGGCACAACGUCUGACCAAAGGUGGCUGUCCAAAGGCACGCCUCAGAAAUAUAUCAAGGCAGUUUACAGGGAGUACACGGACGCCACGUACACUGUCCCCAAGCCGAGGCCACCUUGGUCAGGUAUUCAAGGUCCUGUGAUUGUGACUCGUUCCCUUGAAAGGGUGGUUGUUCACUUCAAAAACCUGGCAUCACGGCCUUACAGUAUCAGCCCAGUGGGUAUAACAUACUGGAAGCAGUCUGAAGGAGCCGGCUAUGAUGACUCCACAGCAGGCAAGGAGAAAGAGGACGAUGCGGUCCCUCCCGGAAAAUACCACAAGUAUGUGUGGGACAUCAGCGCUGCCGACGGGCCCACAAUUGAUGACCCCGAGUGUCUUACCUACUCUUAUUCAUCCCAAGUGGACCCAGUCCGCGACCUCAACUCUGGACUUGUUGGUGCCCUGCUCAUCUGCAAGUCAAGUGCAUUCAGUAAGGACAACCAAAGGAGAAAUACUGCGUUCGUGCUGCUCUUUUCUGUGUUUGAUGAGAGCAAGAGCUGGUAUGGGCAAGUGGAAGAGAAGAGGAGCAGAGAGAACACGAAGAAGAACAACAGUAGGAAAGAAUAUCACAACAUCAAUGGCUACAUCAAUUCCACUUUGCCUGGUUUGACGAUGUGCCAAAAACGUGUGUUUUGGCAUAUGAUUGGUAUCGGUACUGCCCCAGAAAUCCACUCCAUCCAAUUCCAGGAUAACACUCUGAAGGUGAUGAAACAUCGCAAAGCGACCAUAGAGUUUACCCCCAUGACCUUUGUCACUGCAGAAAUGAAGCCUGGCGCAGAAGGCCGCUUCCUCAUCAGCUGCCAGAUACAUGCACACCGCACAGAUGGCAUGAGAGCAAUGUUCAAGGUGGAGAAGUGCCCUGGACCCGAGCUUCGCAAUGUCAAAGAAGAAGACUACGAUGAGUAUGAGGAGAGCUACUUCAACACCAUCAAUUUACAGCCCAUGAGGCCACGAGCACAAGGGGGAACCAGCAGGAGUCAGCAGACCAAAAUCUGGAAACAUUACAUUGCUGCCGAGGAGCUCAUGUGGGACUACGCUCCUCAUCUCACUAACCAAAACAGAGGCAUGCCUGGGGCCCCUCAACACCACAACUACAAGUAUAAAAAGGUGGCUUAUGUGGAAUACACAGACAGAUCUUUCACUCGGAGGAAAAACAAAGACAGGACGCUGAUGGGUCCACUCCUGAAAGGAAAAGUCACUGAUCGGUUCCACAUCACAUUCAAAAAUCUGGCCAGUCGUCCUUUUAAUAUCUACCCCAAUGACCUCACCAAAAUCUAUCCACUGCAGAAGUCCACAAAUGGUAAGACACAGGUUGCAGUCAACUCCAUUGACUUGCGGUCAAUGGAGGUGCCCCCAAAUGGGACCUUUGUGUAUGUCUGGGAGAUAACCCCCAAUGAUGGGCCCUUGGAGGAGGACCACGAAUGUCUCUCUCAACUGUAUCAAAGCACCGUGUCUCCAGAGAAGGAUCUGGCUUCAGGGUUGGUGGGCACCUUGCUCAUCUGCAAGUCUAAAGCCAUUGACACCAGAGGAGUCGUGUUGGCGUCUGAUAAACAGGGGACUCUUACGUUUGCCGGCUUUGAUGAGAACAUAAGUUGGUAUGUGAAUGAAAACAUUCAGAAACACCAGAACUUAUCUAAAAGCACAGACCCUGAAGGCUACAACUCCAAUGUUAUCUACAGCAUAAAUGGCAUCAUGUUUGGUGGGACCCUAUUAUCCAUGUGCCAGACCGAUGUCACCUUCUGGCAUGUGGCCAAUGUGGGCACCCAGAGCAACUUCCUGUCUGCCUACUUCACUGGAAACGUUUUUAAGUAUAAUGGCCUUCAUCAAUCUGUCCUCACCCUCUUUCCAAUGACCAGCAUGACCGUUCUUAUGGAAAUGGAGCUGUCAGGUGAAUGGGAGAUCAGUGCCUUCGAUGGCAGCCUCAAGAGCCGGGGGAUGAGCACUCGCUACACAGUUUGCCCCUGUGAUUAUGGAGAUGCGCUGGUCGACCGAGACGAAGACAUCAAUGAUCUCUUUGACUGUGUGGACAUACUGCCAAAGAGCAGGAGACCUACGAACACAGCAAAGAUUUGGGUGUGCAGGAACAUUACUGACAGUCAAAAUGACACUGAUGGAGAUAUUAAGUGGACUGUGAAAGGAGACCAAAUCUGUCGAUUAAAGAGUGUGACUACAAUGUCUUCGGAGGGAGGAAAUACAACUAGUGUACCUGAGGGCGGAAUCCCACUGGAGGUCUUGAAAGAACUGGAGAAAAAUGGGGAGUGGAUUAUGGAUUUGAAUGAGUCCGAACAUGAAAGAAGUGGCAGGCACAGCAGAGAGGCAGAGGGAAACUGGACAGAUGAAGACGUGAGUUCUGUAGAGACUGAAGAUGAUGAAUUAGAAAUACUGUUAGGGGGAGAGACCAAAGACCAAAGGAGCGGGAUGCCGCUUAAAAUGAAUAUGACGAAGGAAGAGAGCAAUGAGAUUUUACCAGACAGAAUUCCAAGUCUCAAGGAGAAGCUUUUAACCGAAAGCAAUUCACUGGAAAUGGACCAAUCCUUCAGAGAAAGCCACAUUGAGCGUGACGCUGUACGGGCAGACUCUAAUUCCACAGCCACAAAAAACAUGACAGGAAUCAACCUGUCUUUAAAUUAUGACGACUACAGCCAAGAGGACGACAACACAUCUGUCGUAAUUACCUCCAACAAAAUUGACAUUCGCUCCAGAAAAACAGUAUACCGUCAUUACUACAUUGCUGCAGAGGAGAUGGACUGGGAUUAUGGCAUCAGAAAAGCCUCCUAUCUUAUUACACCUGGAGAGGAGCGCCGUGGAAUGAGGAAGUUCCUGACAGAAUACAAAAAGGUGGUGUAUCGUUCCUAUCAUGACAAAGACUUUCUGCAACGCAACCUCAUAGGAGAGAUUGACAGACACCUGGGAAUCAUGGGACCUGUCAUCAAAGUCGAAGUUAAUGAGCUCCUUACUGUAAUAUUCAAGAACAAGGCAUCCAGGCCCUACUCAUUUCACCUUCAGGGAGUUUAUGAUCGUAGUCAGGGGUUCGGCAUGGCGCAACAAUAUGCCCAAUCCCUGACAGCUGGGGUCCCUGGAGAGCCUGUCCCACCCGGAGAGGUCCGCACAUAUAACUGGAGAAUCACAAAGAAACAAGGUCCCACCGAUGCGCAAUUUGACUGCAAGGCUGGAGCGUACUACUCUACUGUGGACAAGGAGAGGGACCUUCACUCAGGUCUGAUUGGCCCACUGAUCAUCUGUAAGGCUGGGACUCUGCCGGCUGCAAAGAACUCAGAAGUGGGACAAAUGAUCCAGGAUUUCAGCCUUCUCUUUCACACAUUCGAUGAGACCAAAAGCUGGUAUCUGGAGGAGAACCUGAAGAAGCACUGUGUGUCUCCUUGUGAGGUCAACCCAGAUGACUCCUGGUACCACGUCGGCAAUACAUUUGCUGCAAUAAAUGGCUACGUGGCAGAGACACUUCCUGGUCUGGCGAUUGCACAGCGGCAGCGAGUCAGGUGGCACCUGUUAAAUGUGGGGAGUGAUGGAGAGUACCACGCUGUGCACUUCCAUGGGUUGCCUUUCACCCUGCACAAUGGGGAGGCGCACCGAAUGGGCAUCUACAACCUCUUUCCUGGUGUAUUCGGCACCGUGGAGAUGGUCCCCUCCACAGUGGGCACAUGGCUGGUUGAAUGCACUGUUGGAGACUAUCAGCUGGCUGGAAUGAGAGCUAAACUGUUGGUUUACGAUCCAGCCUGUAAUUUACCUCUGGGAAUGAAAUCCGGUAGCAUCCAGGAUUCGCAGAUCAAUGACUCAGAUCACGCAGAUAGUUGGGAGCCCCAUUUGGCCAGGCUGCAUCAGUCGGGUUAUAUCAAUGCUUGGAUGGGUAGAGACGCAUUCUCCUGGAUACAGGUGGACCUUCUGAAGCCGACUCUGCUGCAUGGCAUUGAGACGCAGGGAGUGAGGGCAAGCCUGAGGGACAACUACGUGUCAUUAUUUAUCGUUUCCUAUAGUCUGGACCAGCGGUGGUGGACCACCUACCAAGGGAUCAACAUGAAUCACUCCAUUAAAUUUUACGGAAACGCAGACAGCUCCACAGUGAAGCAUAACCGGUUCUUCCCUCCCUUUGUGGCUCGCUACAUCAGGAUUCACCCUGAUAGCUUUGUGCGGAGCCCUGCACUGCGACUGGAACUACUAGGCUGCGAUCUUAACAGUUGCUCAUAUCCACUUGGUCUCAGGAGCGGACUGAUUUCUGACAUUACCGCCUCCUCAUAUCGUUCAUCCAUGCUGCGUACAUGGAGUCCCACCCUCGCCCGCCUUCAUCAGGAGGGCAGAGCCAAUGCCUGGAGGCCCAAGAGUAACAACCCUCAUGAAUGGCUGCAAGUGGACCUGACCUCAGUCAAGCGCAUCACAGGUGUCAUCACCCAGGGGGCGAGGUCUUACUUAACACAGAUGAUGGUCACAGAGUUCUCAGUGUCUGUCAGUCUCGAUGGAGUCUCAUGGAGCACUGUGUUGGAGAAGGACUCGCAAAGGGAGAUGAUCUUCACGGUUAAUAAAACCGACCCGGACGAAGAGGCCCUCACCGUUUUUGAGCCGGCCCUGUUCGGCCGCUACUUGCGCAUCUACCCUCGUGGCUGGAUCAACGACAUCGCUCUGCGCCUCGAGGUGCUGGGUUGUAACACGCAGCAGGACUUCUAACAAGCAGUUAGUUCCACAAAGCACCUAUUAGUUGCACAUCAACUCUCCGCUAAACGACAUGGUAUUGCAUCUAUUGUUCCUGUUAGAGAAGUGGAACGGAUAUGUUGUGGAAAUGGAACGAGAGGUUGUUACUUUCAAAAGCAUUUGCCUCGGACAUGCCAACAUCUUCAGAAUGUAAGCUUGUGUAAAUAUUUCACACAGUAAUGCAAGUAUACUGUUUGAAUGAUUGUUAUAUAUUGUUGGAAAAGUAUGGACUGGACAAGUAUCAAGGGAUGUAUAUUUCUGCUUUGGUUAAAUUUCAUAUAAUGAGUCUUCUUUGCAUGCUUCAGGUGUGACGAUAAUAUAAACAAUAUUUACACAAA
Hippocampus zosterae (dwarf seahorse) is the source of this 5270-nucleotide messenger RNA. It is a transcript of the gene f8, whose product is annotated as coagulation factor VIII, procoagulant component. Gene Ontology annotation, molecular function: copper ion binding; oxidoreductase activity. NCBI's taxonomy places the organism in Eukaryota, Metazoa, Chordata, Actinopteri, Syngnathiformes, Syngnathidae. Bases 70 to 4908 code for a protein of 1612 amino acids. The record is from RefSeq and is a predicted model, not a curated record. The transcript has 27 exons.